Centruroides sculpturatus (bark scorpion) is the source of this 526-nucleotide messenger RNA. Its product is annotated as intracellular protein transport protein uso1-like. The annotation marks the transcript as partial. Gene Ontology annotation, biological process: cilium assembly. Gene Ontology annotation, cellular component: centriolar satellite. NCBI's taxonomy places the organism in Eukaryota, Metazoa, Arthropoda, Arachnida, Scorpiones, Buthidae. The record is from RefSeq and is a predicted model, not a curated record. The transcript is spliced from 5 exons.
AAAAGAAACUUUGUGUUUCAGACUUCAGAAAUCUAGGCUUGAAGCAAAAACAACUAUUUUAGAGCUUCAAAGUGAAAUAAAGCAAAAAAAUUAUGAACUAGAUAAAUUAUUGGAAAUACAUAAAGAAACAUCUCUUAAAUUACAAGACCAACAACUUGAAAAUGAAAAACUAACUGCAAAAUUAGAGGCUAUUAAUUUAGAGCUUCAAUUAAUACAGCAAAAACAAACUUUAUCUGAACAAGUACUUGAAAAUAAAAUGAUACAGUUAGAACAAUAUAAAAAAUUAGAAAAAGACUUAGAUGAAAUUUCAGAAAAAAUUAAUAAAGAUAAUGUAGAAGAUGAAUCAGUCCAAUCCUUAGCAGAAAAGAUAUUAAUUCCAUCAACUUUAGGAAAGUUACAACAUAAUGUAAAUCUGUUUCAUAAAAUCACAGAACUGGAAAAGAAAAUAUCUUCAUUAAGUCAAGAGUUAAGUGAAGAGAAAAAAAUUAAAGAAAAUUUACAAAAAGAUGCCAAAUUGUAUGUUUGA